Messenger RNA from Nyctereutes procyonoides (raccoon dog), 240 nucleotides. Its product is annotated as 40S ribosomal protein S27-like. The record is from RefSeq and is a predicted model, not a curated record. Gene Ontology annotation, cellular component: ribosome; cytosolic small ribosomal subunit. Gene Ontology annotation, biological process: translation; ribosomal small subunit assembly. Lineage: Eukaryota; Metazoa; Chordata; Mammalia; Carnivora; Canidae. Bases 1 to 240 code for a protein of 79 amino acids. The transcript has a single exon. Gene Ontology annotation, molecular function: structural constituent of ribosome; RNA binding.
AUGCCCCUUGUGAAGGACCUCCUGCAUCCAUCCCCAGAAAAGAAGAGGAAGCACAAGAAGCAGCGCCUGGUGCAGAGCCCCAACUCCUACUUCAUGGACAUGAAGUGCCCAGGAUGCUACAAAAUCACCACCGUCUUCAGCCAUGCACAGACGGUAGUUCUGUGUGUCGGUUGCUCCACAGUCUUCUGCCAGCCCAUGGGAGGAAAAGCAAGGCUUACAGAAGGAUGGCCCUUCAGGUAG